Molecule: messenger RNA, 3887 nt
Organism: Monascus purpureus
Lineage: Eukaryota; Fungi; Ascomycota; Eurotiomycetes; Eurotiales; Aspergillaceae
Source: the annotation of a GenBank genome assembly
CCGUGCUGCUUGCAACUCACUUGGAGAUAGAUUGCGCGGAAAAACAUAGGCAGAGGCCGGGCUACUCUGUUUUCUGCGUUUUCCAAUCGCUGGUUGGAGUUCAUCAGGUCCUAAAGUCUGAGAGACCGGGAUGAGAUGCGUAGCGUUGGAAUUUGAAGAUGGCAGCUGACAGACACUCAGAUGCGCCCACGCGAUGUGGGUUUCAUAUAGUGGGAUCUAUUUCCGAGUCUGUUGUUGAUAUUGUCGUGGUUCCUCCAGUCGGAGCACACCCAAUCCAGGCGUGGACAAGUGGUCCUGCGCAAAAGCCAUGGCUCGUCUCGCAGCUUAGACAUGAUAUUAAAAAUGCCCGUGUGCUGCUGUUCGACCAUGGUGAGCUAAGCGAGAGUGAUGAUCUAGAUAGCCUGGGGCAAAAUUUGCUUGAUCAGCUUCAAAAGGAGAGGCAGGGCACGUUGAUACCCCACGGUCAAUUCAACCGGCGGCCACUCUUCUUCAUCUGCCACAGCACCGGCGGGCUUGUGGCCAAGGUAGCCAUCAUCAAGGCCAGUCGGUCCAAGGCAGUCUCGUCAUCAUCAAUUCUAACCAGUUGCCAUGGAAUUGCCUUCCUUGCUACUCCCCACCAAGGAUCUAGCUACUUAUCGGCUGCAGAUUAUGCUGAAAGCAUCCACCAUCUCAUGCGGCUUAAGUACCUGAUUCCUCAGCGUCUUCGGGAAUGUUUCAGACCUCGAGACCACCGAUUAUUGUACCUGUCGAAUAAAUUCAGGUCCGUUUCUUUGGAUAUGAGAAUCUGGACUUUCCUGGAGACGGUCGACUCCAUUAUCAAGGUUAGAGAUGCCGAUACCGGCAAUGGAGUCGAAUUUCAUGUCCCAGUCACGUCGAUCCGAUCUGGCCUUUUGGGGUUGGAACACGAAAAGGAGACGCCUCUCGCCACGGAUCAUGUCGGCACUGCAUCUUUUAAGCAUCAAGAAGCUUCAAAACUCAAUUUCUUGAGUGAGCUUGUUCAAGCCGUGGAGAAGGCAGUCUCGUUGUCGCAGAAGCCAGACUUUCCAUUGGAUGUUAAAAAGGAUGUCCUGAUCCAAGUGAAUGGGUUUUUUGAAAGUACCUCCUUGGGCGUGAGCGAGGAAUCUCCCCUGAAGCUCUGGUCGACAAAGAUUCCGUUGCGUGAAUAUCUGGAAAAGGGGGCUGGACAUUGCCUCCGCGCUAGGUUGCAGAGUACUGCGAUUCAGCCUGAUCUGGAUGAUGACUCGUCGUUGAGCAGUUUUGAAGGGAUUCAAACCGGCAUUCAGGAAUCCUCCACGGAGGAAUCACAAAGCUCGACUCCUGCUCGCCCACAAUUGAAGAGGAUGCGAUCCAGUCUGAGACAAAUCAAGGAAACAUUCGGGCGAGCUCGAAGGUCCACUGUUACAAUGCCUCCCGUAAAAUCUGAUUCUACACCGGCAUCACCCCCGAUUCCAGAAAUCCGGAUCCUUGAGACCCAACGUGGGGUAAAUGCGGAAGGCGAAGGAGAAGGCGAAGAUGAAAGUUCUUCUGGCUUCAUGGACCACAGUUCUCCAAGACAAUCAAUGGCUUCCUUUUCAACAAGCCAAAGCUCAAAGAACCAAGGCUACCUCCCACUGCCAACACCAGCGAGGGGCCUGCCAUAUGAAGAACGCGGUCCUAGGUCUGCUCCUGGCUUCGAUCGACCCGAGCCGGGCUCUGAGAAACUCCUCUGGAUCCAUGUUCCGUACACGCAUACUGGAUGGGUACCUAAGAUUCUUGCUAAGGCAUCUCAUUGGGACCAUGCCAAGUCAAGCUUUUUUCUGAGCAACGAGCAUUGGUAUUCGUAUCAUAACCGAGGUCGCCAUCUACAGCCCCAUGCACGGUUCGUACAACCCGCCUGCAUCCAUCACAGAAAAGUUACUUUUCGGGAAGAUCCGCAGUUGGCAUUAUAUUUCCCCUACCUUCACUGGGACACGUAUUUGAACAUGUAUCGACGACGUCAAGUUGUACAACAGAGACUGAAACAGGGACGCACGAGACCAACGCCUGAUAAGAUCUCGAGAUCCAGCUUAGAAGCCAAACUGAUAUGGAGUUAUUUGGGAUCUGAACCACCGAUUCACCUCCGACGGACUUUAGAUCAGUUCGGCUAUUCGAACCUGCGGUCAACCGUAGCAAGAGAUGAUGACCAGAUGCUCUGGAAGCGCACAAGAAAGCCCAUCCGGUCAGAUUUUCAGUUCGAGACCCGAGAGCCACAUGUGGAACAGCAGGAUAGUUUCAAUUCGACGCACCCAUUCAUGGACGGGAAAGUCCUAAUGGUAGACCAGCUGUGGCUGUGGAUUGUGGAUAAGAAGACAGUCGUGACAUUCUUCCCAAACCAGGAAGCCUCAACUUCCGAAGAGAAGUUAUACGAGCAGAUAAAUCUACACACCAGCAUCUAUAACGAGCUAAACGGGGAUCUUGCCAGACGAUUUGACACUGCGGGUGACCUUGCCGCACUGAUAGUUUUGCACGCUGUCACUGUCCUUCUUGACAAAUCCCUGCAGCGUGACUUGCAGGUCCUUCGGAUAUUUGAGGAGUCCAUAAGCAUUCUGACCGAAUCUAUCACCCGAUCGUUUAAAAGCUUUCGUGGUCGUAGCUUCGUCGACCACCCCGUGGAUCCAAACGAGAAUCCAGGGGAAACUGCAGUGGCUACUGCAGAGCGUGAUGAGAGAGAACGGCGGGAGGAUCUUUCAGCUUUAUUAGAACUCCGAGACAUAAUUGACGAGCUUGGGACGAUUAUGAGACUGCUUGACCAACAAGAAGCAACUAUCAACGAGAUGGUGUCAUACUACGGAAAUAAGGGCUACGGAUAUAGGUUUUUGGAGGCUGCCCUGAAGAGACUCAGGGAAUAUCACACCCAAGUUGCCGAGAUGAGGACUGAUUCACAUUCAGCUCAAAAAGCGGUGGAGAAUCUUCUUGAUCUCAAGCAGAAACAAGCAAAUGUGGACGAAGCCCGGAUGGCUCGAUGGCAAGCAGAGGUGACUCAAGAUCAGUCCAGAUCGGUAAUGGUCUUUACAAUAUUCAGUGUCGUAUUUCUACCACUUUCUUUCUUCACAUCGCUCUUCGGCAUUAAUGCCCGAGAAUGGAGCGGUACUCCUCAGAAUCUUCCCCUUUGGGAGAUGUUUGCCAUUGCAGCACCAACUUCAAUCGCAAUCAUCGUCAUUGCUCUCACGAUGGCAUUCAGUCAACACCUCCGCGACGCCGUCACAACAACACACAAGAUCGCAUCUGGAUUCUCCAAAGAAUACAUCUCGGAUCCCACCCGCAGAUUUCUGCGUUGGGAUACUUUCAUCAAAAAGCUACAUUCGUUGAUCCCGGAGAAAUCUCCCCUCAAAAUAAAAAUUGAUAAAUAUCUUGGCUCGAACGGGAAUUACCAUCCUGCCGAGUAUGACAUUUGGAGACGACACGAGGAUAAAACAACCAUGGAUGCGACUUCGGGUCUGCGAGGAUUUCGUUCUUUGUCACCCUUACCAGGCAGGGUACGUGAAUUUGAGAAUAAUAAGGAUGAUGGGAGUCCGUUGGCGAACGGGGAAAAGAGCGAGAAGAACGACUAUGCCGAGAGGGUGAGAAGUCGGGGUCUGGAGAUGGAUUUGCCCUGACCGUUUAGCUCCAUAUGUACUUGAUUUCCUGCAUGUGUCCAAGGCCUUCCCUUUCUACGUUGGUGCUCACCCCAUGCUCACCAAGUGCAUCUUAUAAUAAGCUUCGUGGUCUCUUCCUAGGCCGGAAUCUGAGGCCAUAAUCACCGCAACCAUCAUGCAAUGUUUUAGCUCUUUACUUUAAUGAGGUGAAACUUUGAAUAUGCAUUCUCUGUGCUGGACGCUCGUACCUCACGUGGAAACUCAGCCCUGGGCUCCAUCUGGGGAAGCUUCCAA